AUGAUGUUAAUGGGAUUGCUAAUGCCAGUUUCAAGAAGACUUAACUUUGAUCAUGAACAAAUAACAUUAAAUUCAAAUACUAGGGAUAGAAAAAAAAGUUUUACACCAAUACAAACAAUUGGCAGUGAUUCUCAACUCUGCAGCAGUAGUAAUUCGGCUGUUGAUAAUAGUACUCAAAAAAUAUUGAAAUCUUUGUUAAGAAAUGUAAUGUAUCUUCAAACUGACAUUAAACAUAUAAGUAUGCAACAGAUGGAAAUCUUAACCAAACUAGAUAAUAGUACAUCAAACAUAAAAAAUAGCAAGUGUUCAUCAAACAAUGAGUUCAUUGAUGACUUCAACUGGCCCAUAAAUGAUCUUGAACAUCUUGAUAUUAUAGAAGAAAAAAUAAAAGAUAGAAAUAUGCGUGACUAUUUGGUAAAUGAUUUGUCCCAUUUGGGAGGGAACUCUGUCAAAGCAAUUAUGAAAAGGAUAAUUUAUAAAUUGUUUACUGAUGUAUUACUAUCCAAUUUUUCAUUCUCUGGAAAAAAAGGAAAACAGAAGUUCUGUAAACUUAAUUUAUGCUCAGUUAUUUUUGAUGCUGUUAAAAAUCAAACCAAAGUGAAGAACGUCGACCAAAAUGAAAUGGAGGAACGUUUGAAAUACCAUUUAGCACAAGCCCCCAUUUAGUGUUAAAAGAUGUGAUAAAAUUAAUGAAAAUAUUUAAAAUGUUAAUUAUCAUUUUAUUUAUGAUAAUUUUAUUGUACUAUUUAUAAGCAUCAUUAUGAGUACCUGCAGGUUG
This is a messenger RNA of Acyrthosiphon pisum (pea aphid), 778 nucleotides long. RefSeq lists its product as uncharacterized. Lineage: Eukaryota; Metazoa; Arthropoda; Insecta; Hemiptera; Aphididae. The record is from RefSeq and is a predicted model, not a curated record. The transcript is spliced from 6 exons. Bases 1 to 666 code for a protein of 221 amino acids.